AUGGCACUCGCCUCGUGCGACUUUGAGCCUGUGGCCCUGCCGAUCCAAGAUGUCCAGGUCGACCCAGACAUUCCCAACUCCUUUAUGAGAGGAAUCCCGGCGAAAAUCGGAACCCCGGCACAAGAUAUUGUAAUGCUUCCUUGGGCUGAACUGAACAACACGUGGAUUUACAACGAAACCCCCAACUGCGACUCUUCCAUCAUCUGGAACGAUAGAAUAUGCGAAAUAAGAAGAGGCAGCCUGUUUCACACAGACAACUCGACAACCUUUAACAAGUCUUCCGACAUUGUUUGUGCUGGCGGUGCUCCAGAGGAGAUCACAACUGCCGGCAGCGAAGCUGGGGCCAAGAAACUCAUUUCCACAAGUUUGGGCGGAAAGGACCGCCUCGAUGUCGGGGGGACAACCCUUUCGAGCACCCCAAUCGGCAUCCCAACUCUGAGAUGGGACAAUGGCUAUACCAUGCUCCAUGCCCUCGGGCUAGGAGCCAGCCCUACCUGCAUUACCUCCUUGCACAGGCUGGCCGGCUUGGAUCUCGAGUCUGGUCCAUCUUCUGGGGUCGAGGCUACGACUCUGAGAAAGAUCACCGGAAAGAACGUCACCCAGCGUCUGGACUACAGCGAAUCGACAGGCUGCUGGACGGGAAUGAAGGUAACAGUCACCGAUGUCCAAGUCAACUUCCGCGACGGCAAUGACAAGAGCAUAAUGCCACUCAACACUGCCCUACAAUGCUGCAUUGUGCCUCAUAGGCAUCUUCUGUGGGAAGCACCGGGCAGUUUCGUAGAUACGUUUGAGAACGUGACGAAUUCUAGGGACCCUGGUGUCUCGUUUGGCCUACAUUGUCAGAAGCUGCGUGAGUACCGCCGUUUCGACCUCGAUAUCCCCGUCGGCAACAUUAGUUAUGAUUAUUUCCACUCGCACCAGUCGGGCUUUUUUGAUGGUGACAUAACCUUCUUCCUGAGUUCCGGACUACAAGUCAGAGUACCAAACAACCAAUACAUUGUCACCUUUGUCGACAUCGAGCGCAACGGAUCACGAACAAUAAGCACCACGCAAAAGGAACUGUUGUUCAACGGUCUAUCAGAUCAGCCUGCCACCCUUGAACGGUACUUCCUAACUGCAGCGUAUUUGAUGGUCGACCACGACGCUGAAACCUUUACUCUCUGGCAAGCGAACCCUACAACCCGCAGCAACCUUGUCAAAGUUGCUAGCGACGGGUCCAGAUGCGGCAAGCCUCAAACCUCCCAACCGGCGGCAAAACCCGACCAGUUCCCCGACCGGCAAUACUAG
Messenger RNA from Colletotrichum spaethianum, 1287 nucleotides. RefSeq lists its product as uncharacterized. NCBI's taxonomy places the organism in Eukaryota, Fungi, Ascomycota, Sordariomycetes, Glomerellales, Glomerellaceae. Bases 1 to 1287 code for a protein of 428 amino acids. The record is from RefSeq and is a predicted model, not a curated record. The transcript has 5 exons.